GCAAAGUCUGAAGGUUGAGCAUAACGUGGCGGUUAUACAAAAAUGGGUUCCGAGGGAUUUCUUGGACUUGGUUUAAAUGAAGAAGAUGAGAAACUGCUAAAGCAGUUAUUGGAGUGUGAUUGCGGAAUGAAAACAAUACUAGCCUUUGUUAGUUCAAGGUUGUUUAGGCCACUGACUUCUUGGGAAAUCAAGAUACUUCGCAAUCAAGUUUUCCCUGGUUCCAAGAAACUUUCGGACGUACUAGAUGAAAUACGUAAAGAUUCUAUUGUGUUCGUGGAGCAGUGUGACGGUGAGAUUACUCAAGUCUCUUUGUCACACUAUGAACAGAUCGAGUUAUAUAAGAGGUUCCCAGAAGUUCUUAGUUUCAGUGUCACCUACAACGCUUGUCUCGUUGGGUUUACUAUUUUCCAGGUAGCUGUAACAGAUGGUCUUCUAUGUACAAGACCCAUCAUGUUUUCAUUACAUUCCACAGAACAAACAGAAGAUCUGUGCGUUUUGUUAAAGCAUUUCCGUGAAAUUUUUAAGGAUGUUAGCUCAACCCUAACAGUAGCUGUAGAUUGCCCAGUUUCUAAACCGGAGUUGGUGCAGGAAUUCUUUCCAACUUCAAGAAUUGUUUUGAGUUCGUCAUACGUUAGAAAGGUCUUUAAGAGAAAGUUUAAAAGUCCCGUUGCAAACAAAAUUUUUGCUGGGUUGACAUCUACGUUAUGUCCAAACAAAUUUAAAUCUGAUCUACAAAAUAUGAAGAAGUUAGAUUCGGAGGUUUAUGAUUACGUCAUUCAACAUUGGAUCCCUAUAAAAGAAAUGUGGGUGCCAGCGUUCUUACAAAAUGUUGUUACAUUAGGUACGAAAGUCAAUGGUGUAGUAAAAUGCGUUCAUCCGCGUAUACGAGAAGCACUUAAAGAAAAUAACUCUCUGAAAGAUUGCUUGAUGGCUUUACAUAAGGAAGUUAAAAAAUACUGUAACCUCUUAGAAAAUGAGACUUCUCUUCGCCUUCUCAAACACAAAAGGUUCAAUGUAGACGAAGAGUUACAUGAAUUUCUCAAUCAACUCACAGAUUAUGCUUCUGAUAAAACCUACAACGACAUCGUACGCGAAAGUGACAUCACCAUUGAACAAGUUGAGGACGAUUGCGUAUUUUGUUCAGAUGAUGGGAAUUCUUACAGAGUGGAUAGAAAUAAUGGCGUGUGUUCUUGUUCACUAAAUUCAGUUGAGUUGUUACCAUGCAGACAUCUCAUGAAAGUCCACUUUUCUAUGGGUUUGCAUACAGGUACACCUUGUAGAUACCCGCGGUGGCUUAGAUCUCAUAAUCUUCAACCACUAUCAACUGCUCCGACGAGGGAUAAGCGAAUUGACGUCAAUAGUGCUAUGGCAAUGGUCAUUAGAAAAUUAAAGAUGUUACAAGACCAGUGUUCACCGACUGUCGUUUUCGAAACUGUCAAUCGAAUAAAUGCCAUCAUCGAGAAAUCGACCACGGAAAAUUUAUGUAUAUCUCCCACCUUAUCAGAUUCCUUUUAAAUUAAAUACUAUCUAUUUGUAACAUUUGGACGGCGCUUGAGUCAGUCAUUUGACCGAGUAAUAUCCAUUUCUCGUUCAUCUAAAAAUAUAUUUUUUUGCUGUAUAAAUGAUAACUGCCUCUAAACUGACUAGUUUGCAAUUGACUAUGUAUUUGUUAAAUAUUUGAUCCACAAAAUGUACAGUAUUGAAGAUAAAAUUUUUGUUCAACUGAUACAUCACAUCAGGUAACGAUCUACUCAAGACGAAUUUUUCUACCAUAUAAAGGAAAAAGAAAUAGUUCGAACGGUCCAACAACCAGGUAACAACUGUGUGAUUUUAAUAUUAUCAAUAAUAUUAUUCAGUUUUCUAUAUCUGUAAUAUAAAACAUCACAAAACUGGACAUCGAAUAAUGCCCGUUCACUGUAUGUAACUGUAUCUUGUCUUAGAAAUGAGCGUGUCAUCAAUUACUUCAGCGAGUGGCGUUUCAUAAGGCCACAAUCCACGAUAUCUAAGUGUAAAUACAUGUCAUAUGAAUACCACAGGCAAUGUAUCUUUCACGAAUAUAAACAAACAUGGUAUCGGAUAAAUCACACAAGUUUCUAGACCUUCAUGUCAUGUCAUAAAUACCAGAACAUACGGAACAACGAACAACACAACACAGACUUGAAAAAACGAUUACAAAGCAAAAUUUUUCCAGAGUUAAUCACAUCAUAUAUCAUCAAUCUCAAAAAACAUAAAAAUAGGAAUAUUGCUGAAGAACAAUUCCAGGAUACCUGAUGUAUCAUAGCAUAAUGAUGACCAUAGGCAAAGAAUGUAUAUAUCUGUUGAUGUCCCUGCCUCUGUGAAAGGGUGCGCACACACAGAGACGUACAUCCAGAUAGAUAGAGAGACGUUUGACGUUUGAAUGUUUAUUGCAGAGGAUGUUUGCUGUGAUGAUGAGUGGUCGAAUGUGUUGUGUGGUAGGUGAUUUCGAUGUCUGAGUGUGGUUGAUGAGUCAGUUUGCGAAUGUAUAUGGUGAGAGUGUUGUGUUGUGUUGUGUUGUGUUGUGUUGUGUUAUUUGGUUUGUGAUCGUCUAGCGCGAUGUUCUUUGUGCUAUGUAGAGAGCAGUGUUGUUCGUAUGAUCAUGCGAUAGCUUGUGUCCGCGUGUAACAAUAUCAAUGUAAGCCUAUAUAUAUAUAUGAAGAUAUGUAUAUAUAUAUAUAUAUUUCUAUGACGAAUGCUGGUUGAAUGUGAUAACAUAAUUGUGGUGUGAGUUGUGAGUUGAGUUUUCGCUUAGAGAGAGUGUGUGUGAGUGUGUGUGUUGAGCAGUCGGUUGGUGUUUGCUAUGUGUGUUAUGUGGAUAAGAUUUCUCCCUGUCGUUCGUGUAUUGUAUUCGUAGGAACUGAUCUGUUCGUUUGGAGAUUGUGUUAUGUUAAGUCGGAGAGUGUGGUUGUGGUUAUGGUUGUGGGUGCUAGGAAGACAGACUGUUGAGAGAGUGUAUAAUGAGUUAUUUUGUUGAGUUGAAAACGAAAUGUGGCAGAUGUGAUGUAUAUUUGUUUGGCGGUAUUUGUUUUUGAUAGUGGAGAAAGGCGUGACAAUGUACUGAAACG
Schistosoma guineensis is the source of this 3083-nucleotide messenger RNA. Lineage: Eukaryota; Metazoa; Platyhelminthes; Trematoda; Strigeidida; Schistosomatidae. The record is from the annotation of a GenBank genome assembly.